CAUUCUCUCCCUCAUCGUCGUGAUGGUGCUCUCCCAUGCCGCAUCGGAUUCGGACAUCUCCGUCCACUCCACAUUCGCAUCACGAUACGUCCGAACUUCGCUUCCUAGGUUCAGGAUGCCUGAAAACUCGAUUCCAAAAGAAGCUGCUUAUCAGAUAAUUAACGAUGAGCUGAUGCUUGACGGUAAUCCAAGGCUAAACUUGGCCUCCUUCGUGACCACAUGGAUGGAGCCUGAGUGCGAUAAGCUCAUCAUGGCCUCAAUUAACAAGAACUACGUCGACAUGGACGAGUACCCUGUCACCACCGAACUCCAGAACCGAUGUGUGAACAUGAUUGCACAUCUAUUCAACGCACCGUUAGGUGAGACGGAGACGGCUGUUGGAGUAGGGACCGUUGGAUCAUCUGAGGCCAUAAUGUUGGCUGGGUUGGCCUUCAAGCGGAAAUGGCAGAACAAGCGCAGGGCCGAAGGCAAACCCUUUGACAAACCCAACAUCGUCACCGGAGCCAAUGUUCAAGUGUGUUGGGAGAAAUUUGCUAGGUACUUUGAGGUUGAGCUUAAGGAAGUGAAACUACGUGAAGGGUAUUAUGUGAUGGACCCAGAGCAAGCUGUUGAGAUGGUCGAUGAGAACACUAUAUGUGUUGCGGCCAUUCUUGGUUCCACUCUUAAUGGAGAAUUUGAAGAUGUCAAACUCUUGAAUGAUCUCUUGGUCCUGAAGAAAAAAGAAACUGGAUUGGAUGUACCCAUACAUGUGGAUGCAGCAAGUGGAGGAUUCAUAGCACCGUUUAUAUAUCCGGAGUUGGAAUGGGACUUUAGACUGCCACAGGUUAAGAGUAUUAAUGUGAGUGGUCACAAGUAUGGACUUGUGUACGCUGGAAUUGGUUGGGUGGUAUGGAGAAACAAAGAGGAUUUGCCUGAUGAACUCAUCUUCCAUAUCAACUAUCUUGGUGCUGACCAGCCCACUUUUACGCUCAACUUCUCCAAAGGUUCGAGUCAAGUCAUUGCUCAAUACUAUCAGCUUAUCCGAUUGGGCCAUGAGGGGUACAGAAACGUGAUGGAGAAUUGCAGAGAGAACAUGAUCGUGUUAAGGGAAGGGCUUGAGAAAACAGGAAGGUUCAACAUCGUAUCAAAGGACGAGGGAAUUCCACUUGUCGCUUUCUCCUUGAAAGAUAACAGUUCUCACACUGAGUUCGAAAUCUCCGAGAUGCUUCGCAGGUAUGGAUGGAUAGUGCCGGCAUAUACAAUGCCAGCAAACGCCGAGCACAUAACUGUGCUUCGUGUGGUCAUCCGAGAGGAUUUUUCAAGAACACUGGCGGAAAGACUUGUGAUGGAUAUUGAGAAAGUGAUGCAUGAGCUUGAUGUGCUUCCAUCGCGAGUGAUCCACAAAAUUUCACUUGGAGAGUUGAAGAGUGAAGAUAACGGCGACAACAUGGUGGUUACGGUGAAGAAAAGCGACAUUGAGAAACCGAAAGAGAUCAAUGUCAAGAAGAAGACCGACAAGCCCGUAUUUUGUUGA
Raphanus sativus (radish) is the source of this 1513-nucleotide messenger RNA. RefSeq names its product glutamate decarboxylase 1-like. The transcript has 8 exons. NCBI's taxonomy places the organism in Eukaryota, Viridiplantae, Streptophyta, Magnoliopsida, Brassicales, Brassicaceae. Gene Ontology annotation, cellular component: cytosol. Gene Ontology annotation, biological process: L-glutamate catabolic process. The coding region runs from base 23 to 1513 and encodes 496 amino acids. The record is from RefSeq and is a predicted model, not a curated record. Gene Ontology annotation, molecular function: glutamate decarboxylase activity; pyridoxal phosphate binding.